UCGUUAUCUCAUUUUCUUUUGUUAUUGCUUUCGUUGGUCAGAGGACAAUACACGCCCACUUUGCUCGCUCGUGCUCCGCGUAUGCGCCAGACAAGAUGAAGGCAUUUGACCUGCUUCUCCUCGGGUGCUCGGUCUUGUUGACCGGGGUGCUGGCCAACAACGAGGCGGCGCCCUACGAGCUGCUGCACUACUACUACGUCUACAAACUGGAAUGGGACACGGGGGUGACCAAGACCAUCGCGCCGGGCUGUGCCACCAGGUACGGACACAUGUGCUAUUUCGACGAGUUCGCCAAGUACCUGAUGGACUCGAACUGGCGCGCGGCGUACCGGCCGACCGCGGCGGACCACACCAAGACCCCAGGCACGGGGGCCGUGACCCGGCUGUCGAGCGGCAUCCCCCAUUCUGCGCGGUACCAGCUGAGCCUACUAUUGCCGCACAUCACUGUCGACGCGCGAUCCUUCCCCCUCGUCUUCGAGACGGUCCUCAACGCCGCCGACACCGCCAUCGCCGCGGACGGCGUGAGCAAGGACGACCUGGAACAAGCGGUGGCCAUGGCCCAGCAGGUCAAGGCGGCGCGCACGCCCCCUGUCUUCGAGAUCCAGGAGGCGGCGUUCAAAGCCCGUCUCGGGGAGGCGACGUUUGAUGACUGGGUCCAGGUCACCGCGAACGGGUUCAAGUGGCCCGAGACCUUGGCCGGGAUCGACAGCGCCAUCCAAGAGGGUGAACUCACGGCCGAGGAGGGCGCGACCCUGAAAGAAAACAUUCGCUCCUUCUCGUUGACCUACGAGCAUGAUAUUCUCGCCGGGGAGGUCUCGGACCACAAUCACUUGAAUAUCGUCAAGGCGCUGGCAACCUCCAUCACCAGUCUGACCCGCGCCAUCGAGGACAAGUUUCCGACGAGUGAUGACGCGUCGUCGCGGGCGUGGCCGUCGAGCGAGUGUGAGAGCGAGUUUAGCUCCUCCAGCUCGUCCUCCGAGUCGGACUGAAGGUCAUACCCAUGGGUUUUGCUCGGGCGAGGUCAGAGGUCAAAGAACAUGUCCCGGGAGUCGGGCACAUUCUCGUUAUGUGCCUGCUGGGCGCUU
Molecule: messenger RNA, 1085 nt
Organism: Aspergillus japonicus CBS 114.51
Lineage: Eukaryota; Fungi; Ascomycota; Eurotiomycetes; Eurotiales; Aspergillaceae
Exons: 1
Coding region: 96-989 (297 amino acids)
Source: RefSeq, a predicted model, not a curated record